This is a messenger RNA of Pocillopora meandrina, 8348 nucleotides long. The record is from the annotation of a GenBank genome assembly. NCBI's taxonomy places the organism in Eukaryota, Metazoa, Cnidaria, Anthozoa, Scleractinia, Pocilloporidae.
AUGCAGCAAGCUUCAAACCAAAGCGGUCAUGAGGCAUUUUUGUGGCACAAGGAUGGUUACCUGGCUUAUGGCACUGUCAUGUUCUGCAUCCUAACCAUUGGUUUUGUUGGCAAUGGUUUAACUCUUAUUGUUUUGCACCAAAGAGAACAUCGUAACCGUGGCGUAAACUCUCUGAUGAUGAAUCUAGCCUUGGCGGACAUUUUCAUCGUCGCUUUAGGUUACCCGAUAGCAAUUCAAGCCAACCUUAGGGGGAAGUCUCUGGACAGGUCUCGAUGCAUCUGGUCUGCCUUUGUAAACGGUACCGUGGGUAUAGCGUCCAUCGCAACUCUAACCGAAAUGGUUUUCGUUCCGUAUUAUGGCCUGAGGCAAGUCAACUCUGAUACUAGACUAUCGGUGGGACAAAUCGUAUGUAUGAUCGCUAGCGCCUGGUUGUAUGGGGGUCUUUGUAUGGCUCCACCUCUUUUGGGCUGGAAUAGAUUCGUUCUUGCUGCCUCUAAAGUGAGUUGCUGUCCUGACUGGGCAGGAAGAUCAGCUUCGGACAUAGCCUACAGUCUUCUCCUUGUUGUCUUAGGAUUUUUUCUUCCGCUUACUGUCAUGGUCCUGUACUACUACAAAAUUUACCGGUAACUUGAAUUUUUGUGUUCAUGGGUAAGGUAAUUCACUCUCACAAUGCCUCCUUCUCCCUGGGGAACAUGGAUGAUUAUAAGUGCACUUUCGAGGAAACUUGACUUAACAGUAAGGGCGGGGCUUACCUGCUGUCGGUAACAUCCUGUCCGGGCGGAAUAGCAAUGCUCCUAACGCUGAUUCAUGCUACAGAAAUAGCGAUUCGCUCUGGUCAAACAAACUUGAAAUACUCAGCUGAAAGUAGCUCCUUUAUUUUUGAGCCAUUUAAAUACAUAUAACUCGCUGAGAGUGGAGGCGCGGUUGCCUCAUGGUUAGUGCGCUCGACUUCAGAUGGAGUGGUCCGGGUUCGAGCCCUGGCCAGGGUCAUUGUGUUGUGUUCUUAGGCAAGACACUUUACUCUCACAGUGCUUCUCUUCACCCAGGUGUACAAAUGGGUACCAGCAAAUACGCUGGGGGUAACCUUGCGAUGGACUAGCAUCCCAUCCAGAGGGGAGUAGCAAUACUCCUAGCCGCUUCAUGCCAAGGAAACCAGAGUUAAGCGCCGGCCCCAUGGGCCAAUUGGGCCUGUAUAAAGGCUUUACUUUACCUCGCUGAGGGUUUGGUAAUCUCUUUAAAGAGAUUUAAGUGUACAUCGUUUCUAAUUUUCUCAUCUGUCUAAGAGAUUAAUGCACUCACCUUUUGCAUAAUCCUUCUUAACUUCAGACGAGUAAAAGUUUGUAAUAUCUUAUUUGAUAACUUUUGAUAGUUUGGGGACUUACGAGACCUAUGCCUUGUUCCCCUCUUCUGGUUGAAACUGGGUGAUUGUUACAUGAUAAUCUUAUUAAUAUACCCUCUGCUAACAAAUACUGAGCUUUCUGCCUAAAAUGUGAUUAACUAUUGAUUUUUCUAGAUAGGAUCUAGGUGAGGGAUCUCAAUGUGGUUUAACCGUUAGCCGUAAAAAUGCUGAAAAAUUAAUCUUAAGGCAUGACGAAACCGAAAAAUCUAGCAGUGAACCAUGAAACUCUUUAAACAGCCGUAAAACGGCGCAAAACCAAACCUUAAAGCGCGUAAAGCCACAAAAUUUAAAAGUUAGCUGUAAGCGCCACUACUUAAGAGAUUAUAAGCUGUUUAUAAUUUCUCACCACCGCCCCAUUGAUACCCUCAGAUAAUAAUUCAUAGGGAUAAGCAUUUUACAAUCUCAAACUCUCAAUAACCUCUCUUCCUAUAGACUUGUUCAUCAAGCAAUUGUGCCAGGAAACAUCGCAGUGCAAAUGAGACGACGGUAUUCCAAACUAAAGAUAGUGCGCAUGACAGCGUUAUCUGUGGUCAUUUUUGUGCUAAGCUGGUCGCCGUAUUGUUUAGUCAGCCUCUUUGCAGUGUUCACCGGGAGGCAUGUAAUAACAUCCGGAGAGGCGGAAAUUCCCGAGUUGCUGGCCAAAGCGUCUGUCAUCUACAACCCUAUUGUGUAUACCAUCAAGAAUCGAAGAUUUCGAACAACGCUGCUUCGUAUCUUUCACGUAAGGCGGGUUAGAAACAAAGUGCAUUCGUUAACGAAUCAGUCGCGAAGUAGAGAUAUCCUUCAAAAUAGCAUGCGUUGCUAUGGAAGCAAAACGAGUAAAGGCCACAACCCUAUACACAUCAUGAAGUUAAUUCCGCGAGGUCCUCUUGCAGAACGGGUCGAGCAUCUACAUCCUCCAGGAGUUUAAUUCGAGGCGCUAGAAUCUUGAGAGCUGAUUUCGAUAUAUUAAAUGGGUGCAGAGAAGCCGUGUAUAGAUUUAACAGAUAGAUUCCAAGUUGCCGUGCGUCUGUUCGGUAAUAGAUCACGGAUGACGUCAAAAUGUGGUAAGAACAAAAAAGAGGCACAUGAGGCACAGCCAAGUGUGUUACUGAUGUUCUUACCACAUUUUGACGUUCUGUGAUCUAUUACUGAACAGACGCACGGCAACUUGGAAUCUAUUUGCUUUAUAUAAUAAAGAAUUAAAAAAAGUUUUAAUAGUGACGUCAUCUAUACGUCUGUCCUCCAAUAGAUCAUAAGUGAGAACCAAUCAGAAUGCGUGCAUAACUGAGCUUAUUAUGUAAAUUAAUAUGGACUGGUAACUAACUCUAUAGCUUGGCAGCUUUUCAGCUUGUAUGCUCACUUAAAAUAAAACAGAAAGAUUUUUAGCGGUCUACGAUCUAAAUUCGCAACUAUAAUCAGAGUAGCUUUGGUUCCGUCAUCAUUUAAUAACAGUGUUCUUGGUUUCAAUUGUAUCUUUAAGUUAUUCGCUCCUAUAUGAGUGUAUUCUACUACUUUAUUUAUUAAAUAUCAACUUUGAGAGAGAAUGUGAAGUGCCUUUUGAUUUUAGCUGACUCUUUAUUCAAUGAAUACUCUAAGAGUCUCUUUUUUCUAUUUCUUACCGGUUGAUAGAUGCGUUAGGAAUGAAGGAUUUUUCGAAAGUAAUUUGUCGAAGCGUUUGCUGGCGCAACAAAAGCGUGUUUGUUAAACAAUAUGGAAUAUUUUUUAUUCUUUUCUUAAAUAAUAGUCAUGUUUCGCUUUCUCAUUUGUUUCUCAAUAGUACAUUUAGGUACUUUAAAUCAAGAAAUUUUUGCAUUUUCGUUCCAUUGGGAUUAUCGAUUCACUUGACUCCAACAUCCAUUAAGAAUCCAUUUCUUUUCAUUUACAAAAUCUAUUUGGUUUAUUUUCAUUCCUCUUCUCGUCAAAUAGCGUUCAGUUCCUUUAUUUACCUCAUAUGUAUCUAUUUAUUUACCGAUUUGUGUAUUUCUUUUUGUGGACUAUCAUCUGUUUUGCAUCAUUUAGUAAUAUUCAAAUCUUCGGAUUUUUCAUGCGCUCCAAGAUUACCAUAAUAAUUGACAACACGAUCACCCACAAACCCACUUCAUGCCAUGCAAAUGAACACCAUAUUAUGAACAGCAUUUGCUUCAGAGCAUGAGCUGAAACACUCUCGAAAUCUCAAAAACAAGAUUUAUGAAAUAUCAUAAAGCAACGUAAGUAGUGGUUACAUAGAAGACUACUUUGAAAACAAAGAAUGGCCAACGGAUUGUACGGAACUAACUUGAAUUAGCGCCAUGUUAUCUGAUCUAUGACCGGAUUUUCUUGAUACUUCAAUACGUCAACAAAUGUCCGGCCAAACUCAAUUAAGCGACUUUGAUAAAAUACAGUGGUGUUAAACACAUGUCCUCUCGUAAAUUACGUUAGAAAAAUCCAAGUUCUUAAAUCAACUGCAUUCAGUUUUACAUAAUAAGGUAAGUUUAAGGUUGUAUCCAUAUCUAGUUUUUGCUGUUUCUAAUUUAAAAUUAUAUCUAAAGCAAGCAGACUGUUUCGUGUUUUACAGGCAAACAUGAUGGUAUGAACAAGUGAUACACAGCAUUAAAACUUCCCACUCAUAAACUUUUAUGGUUGUAGAGAAGGAGUUAUAUUUACAUUCCCCUGUUAUUUAUCAAACUUGACUUAAAACAAAUGGCUGAUUGCUGUCCUGUCGGUUUUUUGCAUGAAUGAUUUGAUUAGAGUUUUUUUUUUUUUACCACAAAACAGAAAGUUCGUGUUCAGGUUAUUUGAUUAGAGCGAUAGGUUUGUGCGCUUCUGCGACGUGUUAAAGGAGACGAAAACAAGAUACUGAGCGCUAGACACGGAAGAAGAAAAAUCUUAUUACAUGCCCAGUAGGUAAGUUAUAAACGUCUGGUGAAGUUUCGGCUUCUUCAGUUUGUGAUGGUUUUGCCGUGACUACUUUUCGCUCCUUUUUAAUUUCUCGUUGUCAAAAACGCGUGAAAAAAUUUCUUAAAAAAUGCCCUUUUAUUAUAGAUGCUAAAUUUUAUCCCUAUCGUUUUAAGCUGUGAAGGUAAACUUUGAGCAAAUGUCAGCAAAUAACAAAAGUUUUCAAUCAUGCAUUUGUCACUAGCGUGUGACAAAGAAAAAGUCUGAAUCGUGCCUCAGAACUUCAGUCGGACAUUGGGGCCGGUCAGUCUCUUCACUUCUCGUAUGGGCCAUUAACUACUUUCACUUGCUUUUCAGACCACUUGGUCAUACUUAUCAUUUUAUUUUCGAUAUGAAGUACUCUCGAGUUAUUGUCCCGCUAAACACUUACCGAACUAAACGGCAUUUUUAAAAACAUUCAACAAGCCCUUCGUGGAACGUUUGUGAAGGAACAUCAAUAACAUUUCAGCUGCUUUCUUUAAAUGUUUCCGAUGAAAAGCUAUUUAUUUGAUUUAUGAUGAAGCUUUUGGCAGAGAGAAAAAUUUACCGCUGAUUCUAUGUCCGCCGUCUGGUUCUAAUCCUUAAAAAACACUUUUUUCAUCAAUAAAUGCAAAUAUAAUUUCUUCAGUAUAUACCACCGACUGAUAAGUGACAGACGGCAUAAGCUGCUUGCUUUGGCGUACUUAGUAUUUGUGGUUUAAAAAUGUAUUUGCUAAUCCUAACUUUAAGCUACCAAACGAGGAGUCUAUUCUCUCUCCUGAGAUAAGCAAUUACAGCAAUUUAUUUACCGGAGCUAUUUUUAUGAACAAACAUAGUUUUCGUGUAGAUGAGACUGUGAAUGAAGCGUUUGAAUUCGGUGGCGAAUAAACAUGUGGCGAGUUUUUUUAAUUUUCUUUUAAUUUUCUGUUUAGUUUGACGGUGAAAAAUUGAAUUGAGACCUUAAAAUCUAGCGCCAUAACACUAGGUACAAAUCCACCACUUGUCAAUAACUCAUAACGAAUAUCAGUCAGAGAUUAAAUACUGUGAAGCUGACAUGAAUAUAAAAACCUUAUCUUCGUAUCUCCCAGCAGUAGGUUUUCUGCACGCAAACAAUAUAAAAAGAUGUUUACUACAUUUUUUGUUAAGAUAAAACAUGUGUUUUAGCCAAUCAGAACAAGUUUAAAACCUAUUGUUUUCUGUUUUUUUAUCACUUAGUUUAGCCUAAAAGCUGACUUGAACUUUUAUUCAAGCAUGUUCAAACAUGCAUGAAAAAGAAGACUUCUGACACAGUCCUCCACUGUCGAGAACCUCAGGAUCGCCAGAAGUACUUUCGACUGAGUCGCUACAGAGCCUAACGGUGUUGGAAACUUUGCGAUUGAAUGCAGGGUGUCGAAAACCAAGGCAAAUAUCAAAAUAACCUCUCCUAUUUCUGCGAUAAAACAAAAAAGGUAACCAUUACAAUAAAGAAAUUCAGAGUUAAAGUUACUAAGCUUACAACCUCCAGUCUAUGGGUUUUAGGCUGGUGAUCGAAAACUUUAAGAUUUUGAUGAUUUUUAGCGAGAGACCUCUUCAAAUGAAAGAUGACUAAUGGCCUCGGUACCACCCACCAUCUGCACCGAGAUGAACAGAUGCCGACUUCGACGCUUCAGGCGCUGGAUAAUUUUAUUGGUAGAGCAACUGAUUCGUAAGAAAAGGCGUUUCACGAACCAAUCACGAUGUUCAGUUAAAUAAAACCAAUGAAAUAAAUAUGAUAUCACCUUAAACACAAAGAGAAUUGUGUAGAAGGAUUUGAAGAUGCGUCAACUCUAUCAAAGGGUUGAAACGCAAAAUACGCCAGCAAGGCCAUGCAAGUGUCAGGUUAAGCGUACGCGAGAAAUUAAGGCGCUGGAUAAUUUUAUUGGUAGAGCAACUGAUUCGUAAGAAAAGGCGUUUCACGAACCAAUCACGAUGUUCAGUUAAAUAAAACCAAUGAAAUAAAUGUGAUAUCACCUUAAACACAAAGAGAAUUGUGUAGAAGGAUUUGAAGAUGCGUCAACUCUAUCAAAGGGUUGAAACGCAAAAUACGCCAGCAAGGCCAUGCAAGUGUCAGGUUAAGCGUACGCGAGAAAUUAAGGCAUGAAACGAGGAGGGUCUACCGAUAAAAGCCAUUUGUUUUUUUAGAAACUAAUUAGCGCUUUGCAUUUUUAUCUAGUUUUGAGGUCGAAACAUGGAGCGAGCUUCAAACCAAAGCAGUCAAGAGAUAUUUGUAUGGCAUAAGGAUGGCUACCUGGCCUAUGGCAUUGUCAUGUUCUGUAUCUUAACCAUUGGUUUUGUUGGCAAUAUUUUAGCUCUUCUUGUACUGUACCAAAGAGAACAUCGAAACCGAGUUAUAACCCCCCUGAUGGUCAACCUCGCGUUGGCAGAUAUCUUUAUAAUCGUGUUUGGAUAUCCGAUGGCAAUCCAAACUAAUCUCCGGGGGAAGCUUCUGGAUAGCAAAACUUGUGUUUGGUCUGGAUUCGUAAACGGUGCUGUUGGUAUAUCGUCUAUUAUCACACUUACUGAAAUGGUUCUAGUAUCCUACGUCGGUUUGAAGCAUGUACGCCCUACUGAACGACUGACAGGGCCGCAAAUCGUAUGUUUGAUUUCCAUGGCAUGGAUUUACGGAAGUCUCUGCAUGCUUCCUCCUCUGUUAGGGUGGAAUCGGUUUGUUCUUAACGCUUCUAAAAUAAGUUGCUGUCCUGACUGGACGGGGAAGUCAGUUGCAGAUACAACUUACAAUAUCUUCCUGGUUACGAUGGGUUUCUUCAUUCCUCUUACCGUCAUGGCAGCCUGUUACUACAGAAUUUACAGGUAAAUCAGAACGUCUUUUUCCCCUAUAUUUUCUCUAUUAAGCUCAUUUUUUUGAUGACUACUCUAUUUUGGCACUCAGUCAUUGACUCCUGUAGCCAUUACUUGUGUUUUUGUACAGCUGGCAGUGCCCGUGGGCACCAUAAAGCGAACCUAAUAAUUUUAGGAGCCGGAAUGUCGGCGAUAGGUUCACAAAAAGCGGGAAAAGAUAGUCAAAACAAGGGAAACAUAAAUGAAUCUCACGGGGUUUUGUAUCAUAAACACUACUGGCUUUCUUUCACGGCUCUCAAAAUAAAAAUUUCAUUCUUUAUUCUUCUUUAAGUGAAAUAUUUUUGCUCUAUAAUAAGCUUUCUCGGUCAAGGUGGCAGAAUAUUAACCCGCUUUUUUUUGCCUCUCGGUCCAGAAAAACGCAAAAUAAGAACUCAGCCAAUAUCCAGCCAUCUUGACCUCACGCUUGGUCAAUGACGCACAUAAAUAUUACUUUAGUUAUAGAGAUGACAGUAACUUGAUCAUGCUUGCGACACGUGAUAUUCUCGUCGUAAACUGCAAGGAGUUGAUAGUAUUGCUUUAUAGAGGCAAAAGAGUCAUAAAUUGUCUUGCACCGCUAAAUAAAUAAGAUGUUUCCAGAUAUAUGCGAUCAGAAUUCUGGCUUAAUUUCGAAUAAGAGUUGUUGUGGAAGGCGCUUUCUUGAGAUAUGGUAUGAAGGGAUUCUUUUCGUGGGUAUACUGGUGUAAAUUGUAAAAUGUUUUUCUACUUUUUCAGGAUUGUUCAUCAAGCCAUUGUUCCAGGAAAUAUUGCAGUGCAACUGAGACAACGGAACUCCGAACUUAAAAUAGUGCGCAUGACAGCAAUAGCCGUGACUGCUUUCGUACUCAGUUGGUCCCCUUAUUGUUUCGUCAGCCUCAUUGCAGUAUUUACCCAUAGACCUGUUUUAGCAUCAGGGGAAGCGGAGGUUCCCGAGUUGUUAGCCAAAGCAUCCGUGAUCUACAACCCCAUCGUGUAUACUAUCAUGAACAGUAGAUUUCGAGCAACACUUCUAAAAGUGCUGCGCUUGCGCAGGCGUCAAACUCCAGAUAACCGCAUCGUAGUAUUUCCAGCUCGUGAACGAAGUCGAAACGAUCUUUUAAAUCACGACAAUGUGGAAACAGAUAAGAAUAAAAAAGAGGUUUACAAAGGACAAAAACACCUACAAGUAACUUCCACUUUUGAAACAAGAGUUCAAAAAACUUUCAUUGUUGAACAAAUAUAG